Messenger RNA from Lichtheimia ornata, 1098 nucleotides. RefSeq lists its product as uncharacterized. The coding region runs from base 1 to 1098 and encodes 365 amino acids. Gene Ontology annotation, biological process: phospholipid metabolic process. The record is from RefSeq and is a predicted model, not a curated record. The transcript is spliced from 11 exons. Lineage: Eukaryota; Fungi; Mucoromycota; Mucoromycetes; Mucorales; Lichtheimiaceae. Gene Ontology annotation, molecular function: glycerophospholipase activity.
AUGCUGUUUCUUACAUUAUCAUCAUUGUUGGUCGCUUCUGUGAGCGCAUUAAGCGCCUCGAGCAUCGAUUCGUGUCCAACCCUAGAACCAAGAUCGCAGGCACCAACGAACAUAUCGGAUUUGAGACCAGAUGACAUCAAGGUGGUUGCUGCAAUGGGUGAUAGCAUCAUGGCAGGUGCCCUCAUGAUGGGUACUGAUGGACCUCCAAUUAUCGGUGCUUUGACCGAAUACCGUGGUGAAAGCUAUGCCAUCGGUGGCAAUCAAGGUGCCACCACGAUUGCAAAGUUUGUACAGCGUUAUAGUCCAACCGUCAAAGGUGCAUCCAUUGGUCAACGUAUUGGCUCAACAUGUGGCAAUGACCCUGACUGCAGCAGCACUACCAUCUAUCGCCCAUUACGUGACAGGCUUAAUGGUGCUAUCAGUGGUGCUGUCGCACGCAACCUCGAUAGAGAACUCGAUUACUUGAUCCCACGAAUGAAGGACAUGCUCGGCUCCAACUUCGAGAAUUAUUGGAAGCUUCUCACAAUCCAGAUUGGAAGCAACGAUCAAUGCGCUUCUUGUGCUCAAGGUGAUGUAUCGGAUUACAGUGUGGAAAAGUACGGAGAGUAUCUCUCUGCUGCUGUUGAUCGCAUCAAGCAAAAUGUUCCUCGCGUCAUUGUCAAUAUCUUGGGCGUAUUCAAUGUAUCCCAAGUUUAUACCCUUACGCAAAGCGUACAGGACCAACAAAAUAGUACACUUCUCAAUCGGCAAAUGUGCGGCUGUUUCCAAGGCGACGAUACCAAUAGGACACACAUGGAUACGCUUGUCAAUGGUUACAAUGAUGAGCUCAUGGAAAUCUAUAACAAGUACAGCUCUGAAAGCGACCCUAACUUUGCAGUAUUGUAUCAACCAGCCAACAUUAACAUUCUCGGCUUCCCCAUCGAAGCACUAAACAACAUUGAUUACUUCCAUCCCUCGAAGAUCACUCAUCAAUGGAUUGCCAAGAAAUUGUGGGGUGACCUCUUUAUCCCUCGGGCAAAUAAGACCGGUACCUGGGAAUUCGACGAAAACCAAAGCAUUUAUUGUCCUACCGAGGAUGACAGAAUCAGACUUGACUAA